CAAAAAACCAAACACUCAAUUUUGCCUUAAAAAGAGCUCCGGGAAGGCUAUAAAUUUUAAGGUGUCAAAAAACCCAAACCUCUGCUUGCCUUUCCCCUUCUUCCGCGGGGCGCCACCACCAUUGUCUUUUCUCGGCAAUAUUCCCUCGGUAGAGAUAACGAAACAGUGGAGGCUGCAGCAGCAGGCGAGAUAGCUUUUGCAACUCCCGUACAAAUACAGCCCUUCUGAAUGGCCCCCACCCCUCACUUACCUAUGGCAAACAAGAUUUCGUCUUUCUUUUAUUAAAAAAUAAUAAUAUAAAACAUAGGAGAAGAUCCACACAUUUCAAAGGCCAACGGCAGCCCUACAUAUCCCUUCCUUUCCAGUCGCCUCCUCCUCUGUCUUUGUUUCCUCAGCUGAUCUCUUUCUCUAUAUUUAUUCAUAUCUUUCUUUUACGUUUUUUUUUUUUGCAUCUGGGUACCUCGGAUUUUACAAGUUUCUUUGGUAAAAUUUGGAUUUGAAUUAACAUUCUGAUUGUCCUGUGGAUUUUUGGAUUCAUUCAAGCUUUUGAUUCUCAUUAGUUUAAAUUUGGAUCAAGGUUGGUUUCUUUUUGUCUUUUGUGCUUCUGUCAAUGGGCGCUUUGGAUGAGGGCCAUUUUUGUGUUGAGCUUGAGAAUGGAAUGAAGCUGGAUAUAAGUGACCUGGGUUUGGAGAAAGAACCAGAGACUAUAGCUAUUGAGGAUGCUGUGAAAGUUCUGUUGCAGGGUUUGGGUGAAGAUGUCAAUAGAGAAGGUCUCAAGAAAACCCCUCUUCGUGUUGCCAAGGCACUUCGAGAAGGAACAAGAGGUUACAAACAAAAAGUAAAGGAUAUUGUUCAGGGAGCUUUAUUCCCUGAAGUGGGUUUCCAUGAUGGAGUUGGUCAUGCUGGAGGAGCCGGUGGGCUUGUGAUUGUUCGAGAUCUUGACCUGUUCUCAUACUGUGAGUCUUGCUUGCUCCCAUUUCAGGUUAAGUGUCAUGUAGGAUAUGUGCCAUCUGGUCAGCGGGUAGUGGGAUUAAGCAAACUCUCCAGAGUUGCUGAUAUCUUUGCAAAACGACUGCAAGACCCACAGCGUCUUGCUGAUGAGGUAUGCUCAGCUCUGCACCAUGGAAUCAAGCCAGCAGGGGUUGCUGUUAUACUCCAGUGUUUCCACAUUCAUUUCCCAAAUCUGGAGUCUGUCUUUCUUGACUCAAAGCAUCAAGGAUGGGUUAAGGUGCUGGUGUCAUCUGGUUCAGGGGUUUUUGAAAAUGAAAAUGCUAUUGCUUGGAGUGAUUUUCUGGGUCUUUUGAAAUUCAGAGGAGUAACUGUGGAGAAAAUUCUAAUUAGGGACUCUAUGGAACAAAGUUGGUGCCCUUCCUAUUCUUCCUCAGUUGCUAAAAUUUCACCUCAGUUAGUAGCACUCAACCCUGGAAUGGUUGCUGCAGUAGCUACAAUACUCAGAUCUUUGGGUGAAGAUCCAUUAAGGAAAGAGCUUGUAGAAACUCCUACCCAUUUCGUGAGGUGGUUGAUGAACUUUCAGAAUACAACCUUGGAGAUGAAGCUGAAUGGCUUUGCUUGUGGCAGAACAGAACUAAAACCUAGCAGGGAAGUCUGCUCCCACAAUAAUGAACAGAUGCAUUCUGAGUUGAAUCUAUCAUUCUGGUCUCAAUGUGAGCACCAUCUACUUCCUUUUCAUGGUGUGGUCCAUAUUGGAUACUUCUGUCCUGAAGGAUUCAAUCCCAUUGGAAAGUCCCUUUUGCAGUCAAUAGUACAUUUUUAUGGUUUUAAGCUCCAAGUACAAGAAAGACUCACCAGGCAAAUAGCAGAGACGGUUUCAUCAAUCUGUGGAGAUGUUAUGGUGGUUGUGGAGGCUAAUCACACCUGUAUGAUUUCUAGAGGGAUUGAGAAGUUUGGCAGUAACACGGCUACCAUUGCUAUGCUAGGUCAAUUUUCAACUGAUCCUGGUGCUAGGGCUAUGUUUCUGCAGAGCAUUCCAAACAGUACUACAUCUGGAAUAUUGUAGUUAUAACCUGAAGUACUUUUUCAGAGGUCAUUUCUUUGCCUCGGUUCAUCCUUUUUCAAUCUGCAGCAGUGCAGAAAAUGAUAUAUUUUAUGAUGUAUACUUUCUUCAUGGAUUACCAAAAUGCAGCCUGGGUUUGUUCCAGUAGAUUAUUGGCGGCAGUUCCAUUUAUUUGCAGAAGGUACAACAAUUGAGAUUCUUUUUUUCCUCGCCAUCGGUAGCAUAAAUCCUCAAGAUUUUCUGGGGUGAGUCAUUGAUUCCAUUAUUACUUUUCGGGGCAUACUCUCGUGUCUUUUUUUUUUUUUUUUUAAAGAUUUCCAUGUAACAAGCUAGUUGUUGAAAUUUGUACACCAUUAGAAAACAUGGAAAAUAAAAAAUAUAUUAAGGUUAAAUUUCUCA
Theobroma umbraticum is the source of this 2413-nucleotide messenger RNA. Its product is annotated as GTP cyclohydrolase I. The record is from RefSeq and is a predicted model, not a curated record. Lineage: Eukaryota; Viridiplantae; Streptophyta; Magnoliopsida; Malvales; Malvaceae. Gene Ontology annotation, cellular component: cytoplasm. Gene Ontology annotation, molecular function: GTP cyclohydrolase I activity; GTP binding; zinc ion binding. Gene Ontology annotation, biological process: tetrahydrobiopterin biosynthetic process; tetrahydrofolate biosynthetic process.